GCCUUUUACUGUCGUGGACGGCACAGAAAAAGAGAACAUCCAUCGGCAAUGAAGUUCCCUUCCCUUAUCAGUCAUCCCUCCCCGUACCCCCACACAGCCACAGCAUUCUCACAGUGCUCCCUAUGUCUCCAUGGGGUCUUCGGGGGCCGAGCUCAGGCCGCUGCCGAUAGUCGAGUUGAGGUCUGGACCAUUCAUCAUGUCCGCCUCUGAUACAGACGGCUGCUGCUGUUGUUGCUGCUGGUGUUGGCGAGCCGCUGCCUCAGCAUUGGCCCUGUCGAUGGCUCUCUGCUCCUCCUGCAGGUCAACGACUAUGGGAGCGUCGGCGUCGAGGCCCUCAAUCUCCUCGAGAGACAUCUUGAACUUGGAGCGGAUCAGAUCCCGCAGAUAGUCGACCCUUCUCCUCAGCUUGGGGGGCGCUGACGCGUCAGUACACAGCUCACACAGACUCUGCACACACACAUGCACAACACAUCGACGACAAUAACACAUUCGGGCAGACGUGGCCUCUAUACACUAUAGGCGCUGUGCUGACCGAUAGGCCAGAAGUGAGGAAGUUGCCUUGCAGGAGGCUGUCGGUGAACAAGUCGUCAGGGGCCUGCUUCAGCUGUGCGUACAACACACCUGCAAGCACAACACAGACGGUGUCCUUGACUCAGAGUGCUGCUGGCUGUGUGUGGCUGCAUGGCGUACGGAUGAAGUCGCAGUACAGGUCAGGGUGGGCCCUUAUCGAGUCCUCACAAUUGCACAAGAGCGUCACCUGAGGGAGUGAAAGACAGCCACCACACACACUCGGAUGCCGAUGAGCCAUCAAUGGAUGGAUGUGUGGCCGUCCGUUUCGCCAUCUCACCAGGGCCUUCCACUGCUCGAAGCCGUCAAAGUUCUGCAACCAGCAAACACACAAAACAGCCGUCAGCGUAGCACACUUUUCGUGUCCAUCCAUCGACCCAUCAGCCUUGCCUGUCCCAGCAAGAAGGCGAUGUAGGCGAACUGCAGCUCUCCAAGGAUGCCACGAUCGUCUGAAGGGCACCAUACACCAUGCAUCCCUCACUGCAGCUCUUCUAUGGCCUGUGCUUUCGCUACCAUUCCUGUAGUUAGCUGUGAGUAGCUUCUCCAGGCAUGAGGACCGAUCGAGAGACAGCCUCGUCACGUCAGAGGGGGACGAACCUGACGACAUGCACAGCGCAAGCAGCACAGCAAAUUAGUGAGUAAUGAGGCUCAUCCACCCUCUCCUUGCUGCGUCGAACUUUCUCCCAUCCAUCCAUCCAUCCACCCUCCCGCCCGCCCAGCCACCUGGUGGUAUCCUCGUCUUGGGUAUAUCGGAGAAGAAGACAGUCCCGCUGCUCACCCGGCCACGGAACGAACCUGACCCAUGCGCAACACACAUAGAUGACAUACAGCACAGCAAGCUGAAGCACUCAGCACUUGGAAACUCACUGUCGAAUGACUCCGUCGGGGCGUCCUCUGCUGCUGGCUGUGGUGGUUCUGAGGGCUCCUGUGCCACAGCUGGCGGGGCCGACUCUGCGGAUGAGCUGACGCCUCUCCUCUUUGCGGGCGGGGGUGCUGGGAGGCUCACACUCUCCUGGCCGGUGGCUCGCUCCAUCCUCCUCUUGUCCUCAGCGUCGUAUUCCUUGCCGCGUGAGGCAAUGCGGUGACCAACAGGCUGAUCACACACACAUAAUACAUGUCUAAGGGAUGAUGCGGAUGGUGUUGGCUGACCUCGACUUUGUCGAUGAUGGUUUGUGUGAUGUGGCUGGACAGCUCUGACCAGUCUGAGGCCAGCUCCAGCGGAUAGGGGCCCAGAUUCUGCUCAAAGUGCAGGUUGGACACGCCAUCGCCGUAACGAGUCUCCUCCUGAACCAUACACAUACACACACACACAUACACAUACACACACGGCGAGCGAACGACGAUAUCCCACACAUCGCGACGUGCGCCAUUCCCUCUCGCUAUUUGUCCCUCCUGCAUACAUACAUCUUCCGAGACGACGUCAAACACCUCCGCCUCUGCGUUCCACCGACGAACAACCACCUGCACAGCCACACGAGUGAGUGAAUGAAUGUCUGUCUGUCUGUCUGUCUGCCUCUCUGCCUGUUUGUCCAGAUGGUCGUCAUGUGACCUGCGCGGGUUUGAGGUAGAGGAAGUAUCCCAGUCUGGUAUCGCCCUCCUCGCCCGGCGGACUCCAGUAGAUGUAGUGCGCCCCAGGCGGGAUGAGCUUGAUGCCCAUGAACCUCGGACCGAUCUUCCAGAAGUGGUAGUCGAUGCCCACAUCGAUGUCCUUCGGCGCGUCCAGUAGCAGGAUGGUGCAGCUGCUCGCCGCGGCCUCCGAGAUCAGCUCCCCGGCCGGCGGCGCGAUGGGCAAACUGCGAGAAGGCAUCAUUUCCGGAGACCCGUCGUCAUCCACUUCUUCGGAUUCCUCUGAUCAGACAAAGCCAAACGCUGAUCGCGCAAGGCCUACCAGACCCUUCGGCACGGUUUUGG
Molecule: messenger RNA, 2478 nt
Organism: Vitrella brassicaformis
Lineage: Eukaryota; Vitrellaceae
Source: the annotation of a GenBank genome assembly